Molecule: messenger RNA, 1407 nt
Organism: Diabrotica virgifera virgifera (western corn rootworm)
Lineage: Eukaryota; Metazoa; Arthropoda; Insecta; Coleoptera; Chrysomelidae
Product: putative nuclease HARBI1
Exons: 3
Coding region: 306-1361 (351 amino acids)
Source: RefSeq, a predicted model, not a curated record
GUGGAGCACGUCCUGAACGUGUUCAGAGGAAGAACGCUUGCGCAUUAGAAUUUUGGCUGUUCGCGGUGUUGAAAAAUCCUCCUCUGAAUAAAAAGUUCUCUGUUCGCGGAGCGCAACAACUUGUCCUGAACGUAUUCGGAAUGCGUUCAACAAGUUCUGGGAUUAAAGAGAGGAUUUAUUGUCCGCACAUGUGCAGAAGUUGAUUUGACGAAUUUAUUUAUUUUGUUAGAGAUUCGAGAUUGUAUUUCUAACCUAACAAAUUUAAAAUUUUGAAUUGUUGUGUUAUCAUACAAAUUUUGUAAAAGAUGAUGAACCUCAGUUCGAGUGAUGAAGAUUUGGAAGAGAUUGUAGGACUUUUAAAUGUUCCAAAAAAUGCAAAUUUUUUUGAGGAAACUGUGCAACAAUUUAAUGACCAACAAUUUAUACAGCAUUUUAGAUUAAGUAGAGACUUAGCUGUAGAUUUGGCAAAUAAGUAUGAAAGAUCUCAUUUCCACUACCAAAAGGGAGAUUCUGAGAAAAUAAGCCCAUUGAAAGUAAUUGUAACAUUUUUAUGGUUUUCAAGCAAUGAAGCUGCUGGGUAUAGAGAUGUGUCAGAUCGGUUUGGUAUCAGCAUUAGCUCUCUCCACAAAAUUGUGACAAAUGUGACAUAUUUUUUGUCAAACAUGUCUAGAGAUGUAAUAAAAUGGCCUACUAAUGAGGAAAAAGUGGAAAUUGAAAGACAUUUUAGACAGAAGGAAUUUCCAGGAGUCAUUGGUAUAAUAGAUGGAACACAUAUCAAAAUAAACAAACCGCAGGAGGAUCCUGAUUCCUAUCUAAAUAGAAAGCAUUUUUAUUCCAUUCAAGCACAAGUAGUCUGUGAUAAUAAGAAAAAAAUAAGGGACAUUUUUGUUGGUUACCCUGGAUCUGUCCACGAUAGUAGAGUAUUCAGAACAUCUACUUUGUUUGAUAGCCUAGAGGAAAAAUGUGGUGAAUAUUUUAUUAUUGGGGAUAGUGGUUACCCUUGUCUAAGACAUUGUUUAACACCUUUUCAAGAUAGAGGUAAUUUAACCAGGCGCCAAAGGAAUUACAAUUACCUAUUAUCGAAAAAUAGAUAUUUGAUUGAGCAUUGUUUUGGAUUGUUAAAACAGAAAUUUAGGCAAUUGUAUCAUCUACAGAUGAGAAAUAUUGAUAUUGCUACACAUUUUAUUCGGGCAAUGUGUGUGUUACAUAAUAUUUCAGUAGAUGACAAUUUGGAACUGCUUGAACAGGUAGAACAAGAGGAAGCACCUGUAAUACAAGAGGUAAAUAAUGAACCUCAAGAUGAAAGAGAUGGAGUGAUGAGAAGAAAUGAAAUUAUGAAUUCUUUGCGUUUCCAAAUUUAGAAAAAUAAUUAUUGAAUGUUUGUUACAAAAUAAAAAUUAGUGAUUA